ACUCAAGAAAAAAAACCCAAAAUAACAAAGAAAAAUGGGUGCCUGUAAGGUUCCACCCAUAUCCUGUUUCCUCCUGCCCACACCCCCAAACUGCAAAACCCCAAUCCCAAUCCGUCAAAAAUUAAACCCCAGUUCUCCAAACAGACGGGGUUUGUUGAUUUCCACCUCCAGUCUUUCUGUUCUUCUUCUUCCCCCUCCCACUUCCUCCUCUGCUCUUCCCACCUUCGACCCCGUCUCUCCAAAUGAAAGAGACGCAAGCGCUGACGUCUCUCAGAGAGUCUCCGAAGCCGUCAGUUUGUUGGAGAAAGGUAGAGAGUUGCAAGCUCAGGGCGACUUCGAACGGGCUCUUCAGUACUUCACUCAGGUAGUUAACAACUAUAAAGACUUUGCUUUCUCAGACUAUGCAAGAGUAGGGAGGGCAUUGGCCUUAUAUGAGGUUGGUGACAGACAAGAAGCUAUAGCAGAGAUGGAAGAUGUUUCCAUAUCUCUAAAGGGAUAUCCAGAAGUGCAUGCAGCUCUAGCAGCAGCUUUAUAUGCAGACAAGCAUGCUCCACUCCUUGCUGAAAACCAGUUCACAAUUGCUACUCUACUUGAUCCUCACUAUACAGACAUUGCCUAUGUAAGAGAAACAAAGCAUUGGCCUCCAAGCUUAAUUAGUUCAUUGCAACACUUCAUCACACUCUCAUAGACCUUUCUAAUAUUGUAUAUAGAGCUUGUUAUUGGCCAAAGGUAACUGCCAUGGAUGUUUGGUUAUUCUGGUUGCUUUUUACUUGCAAAUCGUGAAAUUUUAAAGCUAUAUAUUUCAUGUAAUGUAUCAAUAUUUCACAUAUCAGAGCCAAGUGGUAUAUGGGAAUACAGACAGUGCAUUUUGUUGAUUUC
Messenger RNA from Vitis riparia (riverbank grape), 879 nucleotides. RefSeq lists its product as uncharacterized. Bases 35 to 688 code for a protein of 217 amino acids. Gene Ontology annotation, molecular function: protein binding. Lineage: Eukaryota; Viridiplantae; Streptophyta; Magnoliopsida; Vitales; Vitaceae. The record is from RefSeq and is a predicted model, not a curated record. The transcript has 3 exons.